Messenger RNA from Amoebophrya sp. A120, 4448 nucleotides. NCBI's taxonomy places the organism in Eukaryota, Dinophyceae, Syndiniales, Amoebophryaceae. The record is from the annotation of a GenBank genome assembly.
AUGAAAUGGGCUCGUCCCUGCUCCCUUGCAGUUCUUGUAUCGGAGCAAAAAGGCCUAGACCUCUUAGCGCUAAUAUCGCUUGCUCUUCUAGUGACGAAUCUGACGAGUAGAGGAUUGAGUUCUACUGUUGCGCUGCCCAGCGAGGACUCGUGGUCCCCUACCACCGCCACCGUUCGCAACGAUGAGCGAGGACGCCGCAGUACCGCCGCCAGCAGCAGCUGCGGCAAUCGCGGAUGCGGAUAUGACUCCCCCACAACAAACCGAAGACGAGCCGACCAAACCAAAGCAGUCGAUCGACGAACAGAUAGCCGCGCAGGUGCCCUUAUCCUUUGCGAAAGUAUUCUUUGUACAACUCGAAAACGGACGUCUAUACCCUAUCUGACAUGACAAACUCGUCCGCUUUUGAUCUACUUACUUGGUAAAAAUUGUGAUGCGAAGAUUUCUAAUAGUAGUAUGAACAAGAUCAUACAACUUUUGCAAUGCAUAGCGCCUGCGGCCGGUGACCGAGAUCGCGGCACUGCUCAACAUUCCGCACGAGUUAUGGAAGCGUCAGGAUUGAAAUCGUCAAAGUUGAAAUCUUUUCUCAUGCAUAAACUCCAAGGCAUCAAGUGCCUCUCUUGCAGGGACGGCAAGCGAGGCCCACUGUCAGCCUGUUUGGGGUCUGCGGUAGAGCUGCUACAGAAGCAUCACACAAGGCGCCUUCUGUCCCGCAACAGCAUGACAAACUGGAUUUAGACGGUCCCGAAAUUUGUCAUGCACCGCUUGAAAAAUGGGGCGGGGGUCCAACUGGUACCGAUUUUAUGCUUCACAAGUUUUUCAACUUUGUCGAUUUCAAACCUGGCACUCCCAUACGAGUUUGUCGAUCCGUAUGGAAAGUUCAAGGCGAAAAUCGAUGCGCAGAGGUACUACGCGAGUAUUUGGGAAAAGGGGUCUCUGUCCUCCGCUUCGUCUACUUCUUCCCGAUCAUCUAUCCACAGUAACUAAACUUCCCGCACACGUACAAAUGCCGUGUCUGCAUGACAAAACUUGGCCCCGAUCUUAGUUUAGCAUGACAAGCAUCACGACACGCCAAAGAAAUUGAAAUCUGUGAUGCAUUUUGUACAUGUGCGCGAAAUUUGUAUUGCAUAUCAUCUUCACGCCUCGUACUCGUUACUGGUAUGACCCCCACGAAAGCCGGAGAGGGAAAAACCACGACCACGGUGGGGCUGACCGACGCCUUGCGGCUCCUCGGGAAAAAAAGCAUCGCGUGUCUGCGGGAGCCGAGUCUAGGGCCGGUGUUUGGGAUGAAAGGAGGGGCUGCGGGGGGAGGUUGGUCGCAGGUAUGAAAUUACUUAUAUUUUCUUGUGGUUGUGCUUGUGUCAUCAUGAGGCACGACAAAGGAAAACUUCUGUAGUAGUACUUUCCAUGCAACACAAGUCUCGCUCCUGCUGUCCUUCACCUACUUCAACUUCCGCAUCAUAACAUUCAAAACCACUCCCAGACAACAUAAUUUCAAUGCACAACGGCCAGGUAGUCCCGAUGGAUGAAAUAAACCUCCACUUCACGGGCGAUUUCCACGCGAUCACGAGCGCGCUAUGAGGGUGCGCAACUUCUACUCCCACUCCCUUUCCUUUGCAGGGUACAGACGACGUCCUCGAAAACGAUGUAUUACUAGCGUCUGUGUGACAAAUCUUCCACGCAAGACGAGUAGUGCUAGAAGAUGAGGGCGUGUGUGAUUGAGCUGUGCUUUUGCCUGACAAAAGAGAGGGGGCAGGGGUACGACGAGUUCUUCACUGUUAUAUGCACACAACCUGCUGUCUGCCAUGGUGGACAACCACAUCUACUGGAAAAAGCAGCCCGAGAUCGACGUGCGCCGCAUUAUAUCCCCUGCAAAAGUAUCGUACUCGUACUAAUCGCAUCCAUGCAUUACAUUUUUCUUUCUCAAGUUAAAUCCGCAUUACUUUUUUCUUUCUCAUGCUGAGGAAAUUUGUCAUGCGAUUUAUUUUUAUAGGAUACUUCUAGUACGAUGCUUUUGCAUUUCAUACAUCACUUGGAAGCGCGUGCUCGACAUGAACGACCGGGCACUGCGAAAAUUGACGGUUGCACUCGGCGGUCCGGGGAACGGCUACCCGCGCGAGGACGGCUUCGACAUCACCGUGGCGUCCGAGGUCAUGGCGAUUCUUUGCCUCGCGACCGAUUUCCCCGAUUUGGAGCGACGGCUGGGCAACAUUGUCGUCGGCCACACGCGGAAACGAGACAUGGUAACCGCCCGGGACUUGAAGGCCCACGGUGCGAUGGCGGCCUUGCUAAAGGACGCGUUUAAGCCGAAUUUGGUCCAAACCCUCGGCGGCUCCCUAUGGCGUUCUCAAACGUUACAUUCUCAACUCGAACUCGAAUUUGUAUUGCAUGAAUUUGCAAGGACUUGUAUUGCGAGGACAGCAAGAGUGAAGGUGGCAAGCUUGCUGCUUUUGCAUCACAGAUUUGGCACAGAUUCAGAUGUUGGCGGGCCCUUCGGAGAUUUGUCAUGCGACGUAGCUUGAUCAUCUGGCGGUUUAUGGUAGUUUCGCAUGACAAAUCCAGGCAACAGGAGUUGAGAGUGGACCAGUUGAGAGCCCCAUACCCCCCUGCGUUGAUCCACGGGGGCCCCUUCGCGAACAUCGCGCACGGCUGCAACUCCGUGCAGGCGACCAAACUCGGGUUGGAGCUUGGUGACAUCGUCGUGACGGAAGCCGGAUUUGGUGCCGACCUCGGGGCGGAAAAGUUCAUUGACAUCAAGUGCCGAGCCGCGGGGUUGAUCCCCGACGUUGUGGCGAUGGUGGUCUCCUGCCGGGCACUGAAAAUGCACGGCGGGGUCGGUGAGAAGGAGCUGAAAACAGAAAACUUAGCGGCAAUCAAAACUGGUUUGGCCAACGUGGAGCGGCACUGCGAAAACCUGGCGAAGUUCGGGCUGCCGAUCGUCAUUUCGGUGAACAAGUUCCCAACGGUAUCCUGAGCAAAAACGUGGCCGUGGUCCCCGGUCCCCAUGUCAUUAGUCAUAUUAGUCUUGAUGCACGACAGGAUUUUAUUUGCAUUAGCUGCUCUUGCUCACGUGUUUCUUAUCGAUAAAGCUGAAGCUCUGCAUGAGAGCCUUGUUAGGCUCUUUUCUGCACUUGGGACGACGUGACUAGUUUUUGCACUGGAUAAACGGAUACGGACGCGGAGUUGAGCCUCGCGUGUGAAACCUGUGCGACUUUUCCGAACGUUCAAGCGGCCUUGGUGGGGGACCACUGGGCGCACGGCGGGGCGGGCAUUCAGGGCGUGGCGGAAGCGGUUCUCAAGUGCGUGGAGGAUAGUGGAACAGGCACAACAACUACGUUGAAAACCCUGUACCCAUCGGACCUGCCGCUGGCACAGAAAAUCGAGGCCAUCGCGCAGAAUAUUUAUCGGGCAAAGGGUGUCAUUUUCGCCGAUGAAGCCAGGACCGCGCUGAAGGGAAUGCAGGAGAAGGGGUGAGCGCAGCCAUAUUUAGAGUAGAUGGGUGUUCAUCUGUUCAUUUCAUCGAAUACACAAGCUGCAUGUUGGACAAUGAUGAAUCCUGAUGUUGAUUAGCUUGAUCACGAUCAGUAACAGUUGUAUCUGCUUUCGCUCCUGCGAACUACACUUCAUCGCACCGUUCUACCUUUUAUACGAGUUCACGCACAUCAUCAACCUCAGAUUUGGCCAUCUCCCCGUCUGUAUCGCGAAAACCCAGUACAGCUUCAGUGACGACGCGAAGAAGGUAAAUGCGGCAAUAGACCACGAGCUGCACGUCUCCGAGGUCAGGCUGAACGCCGGGGCAGAGUUUGUCGUGGCGAUCUGCGGCGCCAUUAUGACGAUGCCCGGCUUACCGGAAACACCCGCGGCGGAAAACAUUGGGCUAGUGGAUGGGCAAGUGCACGGGCUGUUCUAGCUGGCAUUUCCAAAGUGGUGCGAGGCUGCGAGUCAAAAAUGCAGACGAUUUAUGUGUAUGAAGGAGAAAGUGGAUUUAGAGUUUGUUGUCCAUUGAUGUGAGCUCCUCACUUUUUGCAUUUCUGGACGAAACGAAUACCCCACUGUGAGCAAGUCGACGCCUCCUGAUGUCGAUUGUCCGCGCGUCGUGUAAGAUAGUGAGACUCGUCACGUCGUCGAAGUAAAACAAAUGCACAUCAGUAGUUGUAGUUGAAGACACAUGAAAUUAAAAACGAAACAAACGCUCCCAGCUGGGCCUGUUUGACAUCAGCGCCGACGAUAACCACUAACGUUCGGCGUACAUCUCCUGGUAGUACUCUGACUCUCUUCGGCCGUGGCAUUUCGGAUUCAGGAGUACCAGAGAAAAAACACUCGUCACGCUGGUGGAGUGAAUCGAGCGAGCUACUAAAAAACUGCAAUGAAGAAGACUACGGGGAGAUGUUGUAGCCCUGUGCUUGUUUCUGGAGGAACCCCCGGAAGAUGAAAUAGGCCGCUUCUUAGCA